Messenger RNA from Cavia porcellus (domestic guinea pig), 3344 nucleotides. RefSeq names its product kinesin family member 18B (gene Kif18b). Gene Ontology annotation, biological process: microtubule depolymerization; mitotic sister chromatid segregation; microtubule-based movement. The record is from RefSeq and is a predicted model, not a curated record. Lineage: Eukaryota; Metazoa; Chordata; Mammalia; Rodentia; Caviidae. Gene Ontology annotation, molecular function: ATP binding; microtubule binding; plus-end-directed microtubule motor activity. Gene Ontology annotation, cellular component: kinesin complex; mitotic spindle midzone; nucleus.
GCAGCCAAGGACAGCGUGGUCCAGGUGGUGGUGCAGGUACAGCCCCCCACACCUCGGGAGCUGGAGGGCCAGCGACCCCCUGUGGUACAGGUGGUAGAUGACCUAGUGCUGGUGUUCAGCCCCGGGGAGCCCACCAGGGGCCUCCCUCCCCUCAAGCGGUGUGGCACCCAGGAUGGCCCAAAGAAGAAGGGCAAAGACCUGAUAUUUGUCUUUGACCGGGUCUUCGGGGAGGGGGCCAUGCAGCAGGACGUGUUCCAGCACACCACGCACGGCCUCCUGGAUGGCCUCUACAACUGCUCAGUGUUUGCCUAUGGGGCCAUGGGGGCUGGGAAGACACACACAUUGGUAGGGCAUCACGGGGACCCUGGCAUCAUGUACCUGACCACUGUGGAGCUGUACCGGCUCCUGGAGGCCCUGCAGGAGGAGAAGCCAUUUGAGGUGCUAGUCAGCUACCUGGAGGUCUACAAUGAACAGAUCCACGACCUCCUGCAGCCCAAGGGGCCCCUGAGCACCCAAGAGGAUUCUGACAGGAGCGUGGUGGUACAGGGCCUGUCUUUCCACCCGCCUGCAUCGGCUGAGCAGCUGCUGGAGAUGCUGAGCCAUGAUAAUCACAGCUGCAUGCAGCACCCCACCGAUGUUAAUGCCAAUGCCACAUCCUCCUGCUUGCAUGCCAUCUUCCAGAUCUUUGUGAGGCAGCAGGUCCAUGUGCCAGGGCCAACGUAGGCCCUCUAAGUGGCCAAGAUGAGCCUGACUGAUCUGGUGAGCUCGGAGUGGGCGUCCAGAACCCACACCUGGGGUGAGUGGCUUCGGAAAGGGGCCAGCAUCAACUGAUCCCUGCUGGCCCUCAUCAGUAUCCUCAACGCCCUGGGUGAUGCCAAGGGCCGCAGGGGUCACGUGCCCUUCCGGGACAGCAAGCUGACCCCCCUGCUCAAGGACUCCCUAGGGGGCAACUGCCACACCAUGAUGAUCGCCAACAUCAGCCCCUCCGGCCUGGCCUACAAGGACACCUACAACACCCUCAAGUGUGCCGACUGGGCCAAGGAGAUCCGGCUCACGGUGAAGACUCAUGUGGUCACCCUGGAUUGUCACAUCAGCCAUGUUGCCACCAUCUGUCAGCAGCUACAGGCCGAGGUGGCCUCCCUGAGAAGGAAGCUGCAGGAGCUCGAGGCAAAUACACGGGUGCCGCAGGGUUGUGUGGCCGCUGCCCCCUACUCAGACUCAGGGCUAUUGUUUCUGACUCCUCUCUGCCUGGCUCAUGUCCUCCCUCCCACUCACCCCUCCUCCCCACCUGCAGGUGCCUCUCACCCAGGGCUCCCUGCAGGGCCUGGAGCCCUUCUCGACCAGAGCCCUGAGACAGAAGCCCAGGAGCUGCAGGCACAGAAAGGGAGCUCUGCAGACCAGGCGAGGUUCCCACCCAGGCGCAGUAGCAGCAGCCUCAGAGAUGCAGGCCCAGUCAAGAUAGAAGGGGGCAAGGCCUGGCCAGGGCAGCAGAGGCCCCUCCUACUUCCCUGGACGCUGCUGCUGCUGCAGCUCCUUAUAUGUGGAAGUGACUGGGCCCAGCCACUUGCAGAGGGUACUUCGGGAGGUCAUCCUGCUUCUGCUCCUGUAGUGCCUUCUUCCUCCUUAGGUUCCAGCCCAGAUGCCAGAGCCAGACCUAAGAAGCCCAGCUUCUGGGCGGGAGUCCUCCGAGUGCUGUGCCUGGUCCAGCAGCAACAUGCACUGCUCCGGGCCGCUGGCCUGCUCACCUCGGACCUGACCACGGAAUUCCAGACAGUGCAGCAGCUGGUGCUUGAAGCAUACAGUGGUCCCGGGACUGAGAGCUGCAGGACGCCGGACCUGGUUCAGGAGCCAAAUUCAGAGUCCCGAUCCCCAGGCUACUGUGGCCCUGUGACCCAGGCCAUGGCAAAGCGGCAGAGUGGCCUCACGUACAACCUGGGUGUCCUUCCUGGGCCCAAUGGCACUUCAGCCACAGUGUCCUGACAGCCCAUAGAGAAAAGGAAGAGAAAGAGGAGACCAAGCUCUGCAGAGCUCAACAGCCUGGCCCCGAGGCAGGGAGCCAAGCGCCAGCACCAGACCUCCCUGUCCUACACCCCCACAGAAGCCCAGGCCUCCCCCGCCUGCCACCCUGCUCCCCUCUGCCCAGCCACCAUCAUCAAACGCUGGGCACCCAUGGGCCCUUCAGCCCUGCAGAACUGUACCACACCCCUGAGGCUGCCCACCUUUGACCUCAACACCACCUUUGACCUCAACACCACUUUUGACCUCUCAGAGGAGCCUCCCUCGAAGCUCAGCUCCCAGGAGUGGCCCAAGCCUGGCCAGGCCUUAGUCCCCACGUGGGUCUUAUAUGAACCAAUGAUCCUGUUCACUUCGAGGGGUCCCCAGUCCACAUCCUUGCCCGGGGCCUCGGCCUGCAGGAGGAGGCGCCCAGUGAGCUCCUGUGUCCCCUGGGGCCGCAGCUGCAUUCCACGCCUGUCCAGCAGCUCCUUGAAGAGGCCAGCAGGGCCCCUCACCCUCCCAGGUGACCACACUGGGACAAGAGCUGAGCAUGGGAGGGAGCCCUGGAGGACCCCAGCACCCAACAGAGGUAGCAGGAGACUAUGGGUGGGGCCAGGGCAGCCCGAAGACAGCCCUCACUCUCUCUCCUCUUUCUACCCCGCCCGCUGGAGUCACCCUGAGGCUGAAGAUCCAGGAGAAGCUGGCCAGGAUUGGGGAGAUGCUACCAACUGAGAACUGCAUCACCCCGGGGUCCUGACCCCUGUGCUACUACUCACCCCACUCCUUGCCACCCCGUUCCUGCCAAUCCCACUCCGUCUUCCUCCCUUGUGGCUGAAACUGGGCCCCCCAGCACAUUCUUGAAUGAGUGUUAGGGGUGCCAUCUGCAAUGCCCACCUGGUCUACCCUAGACGCUGCUGAGGGGAGCAGAAGAGCUGGGCGCCCUGGAGGCCUAUGUGGCUCCAGGUGACCCAGCAGAGUAUUCUUUGCCUGGCCUGGCAGUGACACUGUCUGAACCCUCAGAGGAAGUCAGAGUUGUCAUCUGCAUGGGAUCACAUCAGUGUGUAGGUGUGGACUCAGGCCACCCUUGGCAUCAGUGCUGGGGUGAACACAGAGUUCCACUCUAAUCCCGCCCCCCCGCCGUGCACGUAAGAACACCCAUGCGUGAAUGUGGUAUGUUUUACUCCAAUAAUCAAAUUCCUUAUCUAUUUCUAAGAAGACAUGUAACGUAUUAACUUCUUUAUAUUUUUUUUCUUUAUAUUUUUUUCUUGAUAACUUGUACCCUUUUAAAAGCUUUUUUUUUUUAAUGUCCUUUUUUUCUUUAAAUAAAAAAAUAAAAAAUUCCUCAUCUA